AUUUCUCUCACUCAAGACGGUCACUUCUCUCCCCAACGGUCUCUACAUUCGCACUUUGAGCGUUUUCUUGUGAUACCCAAGCACCAUCUCUGCACUCGCACUCUUUCGACGGAACAACUUCGAACUCAGCCAACAUGUUUGCCCGCGCUGUUCUGCUGCUCGCUCUUGGCGCCGCCGCCUCCGCGCAACAAUUCGAGGGCUUCCCCAACGGCCUGACCUGCAAGACUGGCAGCGGCGGUACCGGCUCCACCACUAUUACCAAGAUCGAACUCCAGGACGCGAUCGUCGGUCCCCAGGGUGACAAAUACGACGACUCAGCUGCCAAUGUCGCGUCCGGCAAGUGCACUUCGCUCUCUAAAAUCCCUUUCUUCCUAACCGGCGUUACUGGCAAGGACAGCGUCACUGUCGGCUUCGCUUACGACAAGGGCAAAGACACCUACCACUACUGCCUCGCACAGGGAGCCGUUGAUGAGACCGGAUGGCGCUCUGUGUGUACGGAGAACUAGAUAUCGGGAUCCGUUUUGAAAACAAGUUGUAGCUUUUAAGUACAAAUUAACUCCGGGAUGCAUUUUAUUUG
Messenger RNA from Colletotrichum destructivum, 577 nucleotides. RefSeq lists its product as uncharacterized. The coding region runs from base 135 to 506 and encodes 123 amino acids. The record is from RefSeq and is a predicted model, not a curated record. The transcript is spliced from 2 exons. NCBI's taxonomy places the organism in Eukaryota, Fungi, Ascomycota, Sordariomycetes, Glomerellales, Glomerellaceae.